Messenger RNA from Nezara viridula (southern green stink bug), 2950 nucleotides. The record is from the annotation of a GenBank genome assembly. NCBI's taxonomy places the organism in Eukaryota, Metazoa, Arthropoda, Insecta, Hemiptera, Pentatomidae.
AUCAAUGUGUGUAUCAUUAAGUAAUUUUGUUAAUACUCAUCUGUUAAUAUGUUUCUUCCUUAUUCUAGAAGGAUGGAUGGUACGCAGUUUCUGGUACAAUGGGAUGAGCAUCCUUCACAUUUGGCAACACGCCUUGGUUAUUUGUUAGAACACCAGUCACUGGUUGAUGUUACCCUCAUGUGCAACACGCACACUCUAAAAGUCCACCGAGCCGUCCUUGCCGCCUGUAGUCCAUAUUUCGAGCGACAACUAGGAAACCAUCCUCUCAUAGUGCUCAAAGAUAUGAAGUUUUCUGUUUUAAAGUCGUUGGUGGAAUUUAUGUACUGCGGAGAGACAAGUGUUUCUGAAGAAAAUCUCACUCCACUGCUAGAAGCUGCCAAAUUUUUUGAGGUUAAAGGUUUGUCUUCUAUGACAAAGGAGUCCCUGUGUUCUCCGGGUGGAAAUCAUAGCAUUAAAACAUUCAAUGGUACUGCAACUCCUACCACUUCUGCUGGCUAUGGCCGAGGAAGUGGACGUGGAAGGGGAAGGGGUAGAGGAAGACCACCCUUAAAUCCAUCAUCCAAAAUCGGUAGUCCUACAGAAUCUGCUCAGAUUCUUCUUUCCCUGUCAGGGAACAGUCCAAACCCUCAGUUGUAUACAAGCAGUAAAAAUGUGAAAAUUGACACAAAUAUUGUGAGUGGUUCUAGUCCUACAGAUGGAAUGAAGCCAAAACCCGGCUUCGAACCAAGGCGGAGAGGAAGGAAAAGAGGAGCCCUUAACACGGCGUUUAGGGAUAGGAUAAUGAGGGACGUAGAUACCCAGUUGGCGAUCGAGAACCUUAAAAGGGAUCUGUCAGAUGAAGCUGAUUCUCCACUGCUGUCUUCCCUCUUGGCCAAACCUGACCAGUCAAAGCAAGAUGAUCCCAAGUUUAUACAACAGCUUAAGGAUAUCGGUUUACCUACUAACAUGCCUAUACUCAUCGAUAAUGGUGACGGAAAACUUCUGACCCUGACGGAAGAUGUUUUGAAAUCUGUAGUGGACAGUGAUGGAAACCUUCAACUCCAAGUAGCAGAUACAAACUUGAACAAAGUUAAAAAACCACCUAGACCUUUUAUUGUGAAGGAAAUGAGGGCUAUGAAGUCGGACGAUGAAGAUGAAAACGGAACUAAAAAUGUUGAGGUGAAAUCAGAAAUAAGUGAGGAACCUAUAAACGAUGAGGUAAUAGAGAACUUGAAAAAUGGUGGUCUAAGUGAAGCAGAAUUGGAACCGGAUGCUGUAGUUCUUUUCGAAGUAACUGAUAACAAAAAAGUUGAAAAAUUUGUUUUAUCAGCUAAAGAUGUUAGUAUAUUAAAAUCUCUGAAUGAACAAUUAGCCAAACAAAAAAAAGAAUUAUCCGAUAUCACUAAAAAGUGUGAUAGUGUAAAUACGAUAGAUGUUGCUGGUACCAACACAAAAAUAGCAGAAUUAAAACUCAAAAUUGGAAAAACUAAGUCAAUUUUAUCUCAGUUUGUCUAUCUCAAAGAGAAAUUAAAGAAUUUAUCUGGCUGUAUGCCUUGUGAUAUUAGUGAUAAGCGUCCAUUAUCAGAAAUGGUUCAUUUGGAAUUCAUAGAUGGUAAUGGUGAAAAGAUAGAAGGAUAUGAAGUUCAUGGAACACUGGUUGAUAAAUCGAGAGGAUCAACAAGUGAUCAUAAAGAUAAUCUUACCAAAGAUGGUGAUCUCUUAAACUAUUUCGACAGGUUUAUUUGUGGUGAUACUAAUAAUGAUCGAAAUAGUCCAUUACUAGGUGAAAACUCAAUAAAAAAAUUAACUGAGAAGAGAGAAGAUGAAAUGUUAUCUGGUGAUAAUUGUGAACCAAAAGAAGAAAUGAGUUAUCAGCUGGUAAGCCUUGAUGAUCAGAAUGAAAACAUAUCCUACGAUCAAAUAGAAGCUAUGAUGAGUGAAUCAUCAGGCAAUAUAGUUAUAGAAGAAAAGAAUCCGGAAUUGAAGUAUAUAAUAGACAAUGACGGAAAUAUCAUGAAUCAAGAUGAAAAUUAUGUCGUCUACGAGAGUGGAAAUGUUAUAUAUGACAACCCUGAGUCUGUUUUACCCGACAUAUCUGAAGGAGAAAAUUCGAGUAAUUUUGUUGUUUCCGAUAGGGUUAUUCAAAAUGAAGGGACAGAAUAUAUCGUGGAAUACAAUGACAAGUCAGAUUUAGGUGACGACAUGAAAGGCAUUGAUGAUAGAGGGGAAUAUAUUGUCUAUCACGAUACAAAUAAAGAAGGCUACGAAGAUGACGGCCUUGAAGAAGUUAAGGAAGGCGAUAACAGUUUUGUAAUAUAUCCGGGCGACAGUAAAGAACUGGAGACUGAUGGGGAGACUAAGUCUCCUACGAAAGAUGUACCUUUCGCUGUUGGUCUCGUACCUCUUAAAGACGCUUUAGAAAAAUUUCAGUCAAUAUCCGAACACCAACCUAGGAAAACACGAUCCAAUUCUAUGAAUGGUGAAAUAGUGGGCAUGAGGAGGAGAUCCUCGGGUAGUUCCGACAAUUCUGACCUGUCAGACAAAAAAAGAAAAUUAGACCCCACAUUAAUUGAUGGCAUUCCAGAUGAAGGUUUAUAGGUACCUGUUUACUGAUCUCAUUUAUUAUAGGGUGCAUCUCGUCUCCGUUCACAUCCAUCAUUGAACUCAGUUACCUCAUUUUGUUUAUUAUUAUUAUUUUUUUUUGUUUAUUUCUUUUCCUAUUCGUUUCUUAUUGAAAUAUUAGUUCAUUUCGCUUACCUAGGUUGUUAUAUGUUUAAAAUGUACCACAUUACUGACCAGCAGAUUUAUGUAAAGUUACACAAUAAGCACUGUAUGUAUGUAAAUAAUUAUUUCAAAUAAUACAUACAUUAAAAAAUGUGUGUCUUUUAGCUUUUGUAGAUUUAUAUAUUGUAUAUUUAUAAAUAUAUAUACGUGUAAUAUUGACCACUAGUUUACAUUUGUUAAAUUGAAA